UGGUCAAAGCAUGAAGCCAACAUCUUCCACUCGAAGGGCAGUGCUUCAGGAUUCAGAGGGCCCUUUGGAGGAACAUGAUGAUAGGGAUGUUCCAUCACUUUUUGAUCCGACGGCACUGACACAGGAUGACGAUGAUACAAUCCCCCCCACACAAGCAGAUGACGAGACACUUCCGCCGACGCAGGACAUGGAGACUGCAGAGAGUGAUAUGCCACUCUUGGAUGAAGGGCCAGGCUCCGACCCCACUCUGAUGACAGGAACAGAGGCGGGCAAUAUGGCACCAUUGGACGAGAUGACAUCGCACGACGCUGGUUCGUCAAAGAAAAAGCAGGGGAGAGGGGCGGCACGAAUGCCGCGUGGAUGGGGAAAAGAUCACAGGAUGCUUGUAUUCACAUCGCCGGAUGGUAAAAGCAUCGUCGGACCCGACGUAAACGAGUACAAGACAGCCAUUGGGGUCAUUGCACGCAACGGAGCUCGACUUCCUCUACAUUACCCCACGUUCGCUGAGAUACCGGAGACGAAGAGACAGGGUGCAUGGAUGGAGGUUCAGAGUAACAGCGGAUUACCAGACUCAGCGGAGAAAGUGGUCUUGGCUGACCUAAGGGAAGUUUGGAGGCACUGGAAAUACAGCAUCAAAUCAACUUACUUCAAUCCGAUCGAGGACGAUGAAGAAGCACUGAAGAAGGUUCCCUCAAGCAGGAUUGUGCCCGAUCAGUGGCCGAAGUUGGUUGAGUAUUGGCGCGACGAGAAGGUGAAGCUUCAAUCCAAGAAAAAUGCGUCGAACGUAGCGAAAAGAAGCUUUCCACAUCGUACUGGGCGGAAGUCAUUCACGACUCUGGCAGAGGAGAUCAAGGCAAAGGGGAAGGACCCCGACAAUCUGGAGAUUUGGAUUUCCAGUCGCACACAAGGCAAGGGAAAGGAUGACCAAGAAACCGAGGAGAUAUUGAAUGAGCUAAACAAGGUUCCCCCUGAAGGGCGGACUCCCUCUGUUCGGGAGACUCUGUACCGACGGGCCCUUGGGGGAAAGAUUAAGAAGCGGUCAAAGGUCGACAGUGCGGCAACUUCAGCUCAUCCCCGCAGCGAGUCAUCUGGUUUAACAGACAGUGUAGCAUUCCAGCAUGGGUGGGAACAACUACAGAAUGGAAUGGAGGAGCUGAAGGCAAUGAUGGAUGAGUUCAAAACCAUCAAGGCUGAUGUGUAUGCAUUCAUGCACAGAAACUCCGGAGCGGUUACUGGCCAGGCAGGCACAUCUCGUAUUGAUUCAGUCCCUGAGAUUCCCAGGCCUGUGUCCGAGCCAAGCAUGACGGUCGGCACACAUGUGCUUCUAUUAUCCCGCACCGGUGAGAAAAAAGUUGUUGCAGAGGGACUUCUGCUCUGCCCCCCUGGGCCAGGUGACACACUUUCCUUGGUCAAGGUCUUCGUGACAUCCGCGUCAGUCCCGGACACACCCCUUAUUUUGCCGACCAUUUCUGGGGCGACUACCCUUCGCGAUGUCGUUGGCGAAGAUCCUAUUGAGUGGAGCUACAACGACCUCAUGCGCCGGGCUUGAAAUGUUGGUACCGAUACACCCAUGUUAAUUGCCCCGUUUGUCAUAUGGAUUGAAUGUCGAACCUGUCUUUGGAUGGAUUGUGUUGAGUUUUUGUUGAACUAUGUCUGGAAUUGAUGCGUAGACCUUUGUGGUUUGAAUUCGUUUGGUGAAAAAUGUGCCUAAUGGGAUUGAUGGAUAACCGUAUUUGCUUAUUGCGUUGUUUACUUCUGUUUGAACUGUUAAGCACGUUUUGCGGAACAGGUUGUUGAUGUGUAGAUACUAGUAGGCUUGUUCUAUGGGUUGCUUUACUUUGUUGGUAGGUAUGGAAUUCAGAUUUUAAUAUGAAUUAAUGUUUGCGCGGGGCGUAA
Messenger RNA from Andrographis paniculata, 1896 nucleotides. RefSeq lists its product as uncharacterized. The transcript has 11 exons. The record is from RefSeq and is a predicted model, not a curated record. The coding region runs from base 11 to 1549 and encodes 512 amino acids. Lineage: Eukaryota; Viridiplantae; Streptophyta; Magnoliopsida; Lamiales; Acanthaceae.